This is a messenger RNA of Neoarius graeffei (lesser salmon catfish), 822 nucleotides long. RefSeq names its product CXXC motif containing zinc binding protein (gene czib). The record is from RefSeq and is a predicted model, not a curated record. The transcript is spliced from 7 exons. Bases 87 to 593 code for a protein of 168 amino acids. NCBI's taxonomy places the organism in Eukaryota, Metazoa, Chordata, Actinopteri, Siluriformes, Ariidae. Gene Ontology annotation, molecular function: zinc ion binding.
CGUAGCUUGAUGGCGCAAAAGCUCAGAACGCUUUUUACGUAGAAAAAGUACUGAAUAGCCUUUACGCAAACGCUGUAAACGUCAACAUGGGGAAAUUCGGUUUGCAGUUUAAAGCGACGUUGGAGAAUGUUACAAACGUUAGACCUGAAGGAGACGACUUCCGCUGGUAUUUAAAGCUCAAGUGUGGGAAUUGUGGUGAGCUCUCAAACAAAUGGCAGUACAUCACAUUGCUGGACAGUAUGCCGCUGAAAGGAGGCCGAGGCAGUGCCAGUAUGGUUCAGAAGUGUAAACUGUGCUCCCGGGAAAACUCAAUAGAUAUCCUGAAGGACACGAUCACGCCGUAUAACGCGGAGGACAGUGAGAGGUUCAAGACCAUGGUGCAGUUCGAGUGUCGAGGCCUCGAACCGGUCGACUUCCAACCUCAGGCUGGAUUUGCAGCUCAGGGCGCGGAGACGACCUCUCAGUUUCCUGAAAUCAACCUUCAGGAGAAAGUAAGUCAGAGUUUGCACUUAUUAAGAACGUCCAGUUGUGUGUGUGUAACAAUCCAUCGUUCUGUUUCAGGACUGGACGGACUACGACGAGAAAGCUGCUGAAUCAGUGGGCAUCUACGAAGUUACACAUCAGUUUAUCAAGUGCUGAGGGCGUUGGAGAUGGAGCACAAACACUGUGGCUGGAGGGAACAUUUAUAAAAUUCAACAAAAAUGCUUUUGCUGUUGAAUUGUGUAUGGAUGUGUUUGGAAAACAGGCAAGAACAUUCACUACAUGAAAGAUGAUCAGUGCCUCAGAGAUGCAGGUGUGCAGUAAAAUAAAGCUCUGAAAGAA